Molecule: messenger RNA, 4983 nt
Organism: Octopus sinensis (East Asian common octopus)
Lineage: Eukaryota; Metazoa; Mollusca; Cephalopoda; Octopoda; Octopodidae
Product: nuclear transcription factor Y subunit gamma
Exons: 10
Coding region: 162-1607 (481 amino acids)
Biological process (GO): regulation of DNA-templated transcription
Cellular component (GO): nucleus; CCAAT-binding factor complex
Molecular function (GO): DNA-binding transcription activator activity, RNA polymerase II-specific; DNA binding; protein heterodimerization activity
Source: RefSeq, a predicted model, not a curated record
GUUAUCUGUCAGCAAUAUAUUUAUAUCCCGUUCUAUUCAAGUCUGUUCCACCACCAAUCACGAAAACAUUCAGUAAAUUUAACCAAUCAAAAUCUCAACAUCUUAGCAAGGGUUGACAUUCCUCUAAUCAAUUUAUUAUAUAGUAUCUACAAAGGUAAAUCAUGUCAGGAAAUGAUCCUGUCUACCAACCUACGGGAGGUGCAACUUCAGGAAUUUCAAAUGAAGCCACUACAAUGUUACAGACAUUUUGGCCCCAUAGUUUAGAAGGGAUCAAAAAGAUGACACAGAAUGAAUUCAAAAGUCAAGAACUUCCUCUGGCAAGGAUAAAGAAAAUAAUGAAACUUGAUGAAGAUGUUAAAAUGAUCAGUGCUGAAGCACCCGUCCUCUUUGCUAAGGCUGCAGAAAUAUUCAUCAGUGAACUUUCUUUGAGAGCAUGGAUACACACAGAAGAUAACAAACGGAGGACAUUACAACGAAAUGAUAUUGCAAUGGCUAUUACCAAAUUUGACCAGUUUGAUUUCCUGAUUGACAUUGUUCCCCGAGAUGAACUGAAACCACCAAAACGGCAGGAAGAUGAAGCAGCAAGGAGUACUUCGAUGUUACCAGAUCAAAUUCAGUAUUACUUCCAACUGGCCCAACAAAACCAGCAGCAACAACAACAGCAGCAGCAGCAGCAGCAACAACAGCAACAACAACCACAACAAACAACCCAACAACAGCAGCAAUCUCCACAAGUGCAGCAGCAACAAUCCCAGUCACAACAAGUGCAGCAGCAACAACAGCAGCAGCAGCAGCAACAACAACAGCAGCAACAGCAACAACAACAACAGCAGCAACAGCAGCAGCAGCAGCAACAACAGCAGCAAGUGCAGCAACAAACACAGCAGUUGCAACCACAACCUGCUACCACACCUGCUCCACAAGUGCAGGUAGCUCAAGCACAACAGGCUGCUCAACAGACUGCCCAAAUACAGCUUUCAGGAGAUGGUUUCCCAGUUGUACUUAGUCAAGGAGGACAUAUCAUUCAGCCUCCUUUCCAAAUACAAGUUGCUCAGUCAGGUAACCUUGGAAAUAACAACACACAUGGGUAUGAAUUUGUAGCGUUACCCAACUCCAGCAUCAUUCAAAUUCCCACAUCACCAGUUCAACAGACAGCGGUUGUCAGCCAACCUCCUCCUGCACCACCCACACCAACCCCCACACAGACCACAGUUACACAAGCCAUCACUCAACAAGCUGUUUCCCAUCAAGUGCAAGAGGUGACACAACAGGCUCAACAGCAACAACAACAAAUACAGACAGCUCAGGUGAUACAGCAGGUCGUUACACCUUCAGGCGAGAUUCAGAGUUUACCGAUCCAGUUAACUGCUGCACAGUUGCAGGCUUUUCAGAUGCAGUUGCAAGGUAAACAACCAAAUCAACCAAUCAUAAUCCAGGCAGCUCAGCAGAAUGAGCAGACAGUCAUUGGAGCUGCACAACAACAAUUUACCGCAUCCCAGCCAAUUUAUCAAAUUCAGCAAGUUCAGGUGGCACCAUCAAACAUCUUCAUACAGCAGCAAGGCCAUGUGUCAGCAGAUGGAGAACAAGAGGCAGCAGAAGCUUCUUAGUGUCUCAAAAUAUAUGUGUGCAGGUGUGUAUGUGUGAGUGUGUGUGAUUAUAUGUAUAUAUAAGAAUAUUUACACAUAUACAUACAUAUUACAUUCAUAUAAGUACACACACAUAUAUAUUUAUAAAUAUAUACGAAUGAAUGUUUGUAUAUACAUUUGUAUGUGUGUUUGUGUGUGUGUGUGUGUGUGUGUGCAUAUAUAUAUAUAUAUAUAUAUAUAUAUAUAUAAACAAGCUCCUUAAUUUUAGAAGGGCUUUCUAUCCAUAUCCCUUUUCUUCUUGCACUUACAAGACUUUUGCAUAUAUUUGGAAUUUAAGCUCUUUCUCUAGCAGUAUUUUUAAAUGUGUGCACUUUGUGCAUUACAUAUAAUAAUGUCUGAAUUAAGGUUUCUAUUGUACUUGAGCCGUAUGGGUCAAGUAAAAAAAAAGUGUGUGUGUGCGUGCUUUGGUGUGUAUAUGCAUAUAUAUAUAUACAUAUAUAUAUAUACACACACAUUUGUAUGUAUGUUAAAGCAUUGAAAAAAACGAUCUAAGAAAAAUGACUUCGAGGGAUUUGGUGAAGGAACUUGGACAAGGACAAUGAAACAUGUACAAGAUAAAUUCUUCAUUUGUUAAAGUUAUCUUCCCUUCAAGAAAACGGUCAAACAAGCAUCUAACAAUUGCUACCAACUGAAUAAGGAAGGGAGAUAAUGUCAAGCGAUUAACAAUUCUCCGGAAUUAACAUGCCAUUCAGAAAAUGACUGUUUUUUGGGGGGUUUUUUUUUUUUGGUUUUUCUGGAGACAUGAGGACAGCUGUGAACAUGUGGUUCUGUCUCAAUGACUGUCAUUGCUCAUAACUUACAGGAUGUUUCAUCCAAAACUCUGACGAUUCUAAAAGCAACUUUACUUUUCUGUAGAUGAAACAACUUGCAAGUUGUAAGUAAACAUUGAAAUAUAAAAAUCACACACUUUGCCUUCAGACGUGUUGGGUACUUUUUUGGUUUUCCAGACACCUUAGUCUAUGACUAAAGAUACCUAUGAGUAUAUAUGUGUGUGUGUGUGUGUGUGUGUGUCUUUGCCCCCCAUCACCACUGGAUAACUGGUGUUGGUGUGUUUAAGUCCCUGUAACUUAGCGGCUGAUUGAACAAGUACCACAUAUUAAAAGAAAAUAAGUACUGUGGUCGAUUCAUUUAACUAAAGAUUAUUUAAGACAGUGUCCCACCAUGGCUGCAGUCUUGUGAUUGGAACAAGUAAAAGAUGAGAGCAAAGACUUCCAGUAUAUCCGUACAAGACACCGAAAACAACUAAGCAACUGCCAACGUAAAUGUAAUAGUAAACUUUUAAUUGUGUGCUUCCAUUACAUUUCUGCGGGGGACUAGUAAUUUUAAUUCUAACUAAAAUGGGAUCCUCUACUAGAAAUAGCAGCCAAAUAUAUCAUAUUCAGCCAUCUUAAAAGAGAAGAAUACCUUGGAUGGUGUGGUCAGACACACCAUGUCAGAAGGAAAAAGAGAAACUGGAUGGUCAUAGUUGGAAUGCCUUUGAUCAUAGGUUUGCUCCAUCAGUGCUGAUCUGUGACUAAACAAAAAGUAGAUCCAGCAAUUUGAUAUUUCUGAUAGAGACAUCCCUCCUCACUCAACUACAAAUAGACUAGAAGUCUCAAUCUUCCCAGCAUCCUCAGCAAUGACUAUCAACCAAUGAAAACCAGGAAGGAUAGAGUGACUAUUCCAUUGCUGUAUGCAACCUGUUCAUAUUUGUUAUCACCUGAAUGAUUGCAUAAAUGCGAGCAUGCAAGAAACUCGGAGUAGUUAUGGAGUGGAUCAUUAGUUUAAAAAAUGAAUAAAUAUAUGUUUUUAUAUAUUAAUGAAUGUGUGUGUGCAUGCAUAUGUAUAGAUAUAUAUGUAUUUACACUCUUUCUCUUAAUUUUUAGUUUACUUUUGACUGGCCACCUUGCUGGUGGCAAGAUUGUAAAGAAAAAGAAAUUGCUAUUGUCUCUUUUGUAAGUGUUUAUCAUUUGAAUCAUAAGAACAUUUUACAUAUUUUAAAGGUUUCAGAUAUUGCAGCCACUUGUAGCUUAUGAAUUAAGGGGCUAAGUACUUUCUCUACAAAUCCAAAUUCAGUUAUAUUUUGGCCCAGGUAGUUUGGUAUAUAAUGUGUAGCUCCAAAAAUAAUGGCUAAGAAGCUGAACAUGUAUCUUAGAUAUUGGAUCUGCAAACUUCUCAUCAAUGUUCUGCAGUUAUUUUCCUUCUCUUGCAUUUUUCUUAUCACAUUCACAUCAAAUAGGCAGCUGAUUUCUAUGACUGAGCAUGCUUUUAAUGUGUGGUCCCAAACAACAAUAUUCGGCUGGUUGUGUUUUAAUUUGGCAUCAGUUUAUAUUCUUAGGUUCCGUCUGUAUGCCUUUGAGUCAUCAGUCUCAUCAUAUUCCUUUCUAUUUAAUUUUAAUUUUGUCUUCUGCAGUGCAUUCCAUAUUGUUCUAGCUAACACAUCGUGUCUCAUGGGGCGGUAGCAAGGAGAAGACAUUCUUAUACAGUUGGCAAUAAUAUGGCUAAACAUCUUCAAUCUUCAUUUCGCACAGCCUACAUUUAUUGUCAGCUAAUAUCCUUCCUCUUUGUGCAGUGGAUACUUGUUUCUGAAUUGCAGGUGGAAUGUUAUGAACUGGUUAAAACUCCAUGUCUGGUUUUUAGUAUGGGUUAUUCCUCCCAUGGUUUGUGUUUAUUGUCUGAAGUACAUCCUUCUCAGUGAAUUGGUUCCCACCACCUUGUUUUUUGUUCAAACAUUCAGUAGAAUCUUUCAUUGUUCCUGGGAGAAAAAUUUGUAUCAGGUUUUAUUUCAUGUCUCUCUUCUAGAUCAGUGCCUAUCUUGACAAUAUUAUUUUCAUAUUCAUGCAUGCAUGUAUGUAUGUUCUCUUUUCAGUCUAUUGUUAAUUUUGAUCAACCGUAACACAUAAAGCUGUUCUCUCAAUAGAAAAUGUUUAUCAAAUGUGUUGGUACCUAGAACUGAUUUAAAAAGAAAGGCGAUAUUGAAAUGAUAGUCGAUAAGGUAUGGAAAUUGAAAUGGUGACAGAAAACACCAUCAAAACCUGUGGAAUGGGGCGAAUGGGAGCAGCUAGCUUGAUACUAACGUUUUGGUGCUGAAGGCAGACAAAAGUGUGUAUGCAGAUUUAUACACACACAUACAUACGUACAUACAUACUGAACAUUAAAAUAUUACACAAAGAAAAAUAUAUGUAUUCACAAAGUGUGCAUGAGGGAGAGAAUAGGGUUGGAGAGACGCAUUGACAUGUAUUGAAAAGAACCUGAUUGACGCAAGCAUAUUCCUUCUCCUCAAAUGUAGAUACACAAAAACUAUAAGAGAGAGUGAGAGAAAAACAUUAACAUGUAUUGAAAAUGAAUGGUUGAAAUG